AUGUUUAAUCGUUUCUUAUUGUUUCUGCUGUUGGCGCACUGCCUGUUUGUCGCGCACUGGGUACACUUUGGAAACGGGGCUGCUGACGCUUCGAUUGUUAUUGUGGCUACCAAUGUCACCUUCCAAGAUCGUAUAGCAGCUUUCGGUCCUCGCCUAACCGAAGAAGGCCUCACAGGCAAUCUGGUAACGGCUGCCAGUAUCGACAAAAAUAACGUCAAAGGCUGUGAAAGAUUUAAAAAGCCAAUCGUCGGCAAAGAUUUGAUUAUUCUUAUCGAACGAGGUGAAUGCUCAUUCAUCGACAAGGUGCGCAACAUGCAAGCUGAGGGAUUUGUUGCUGUCGUUGUUGGGGAUCCUGUACAUCGAACUUUGAUUACUAUGUAUGCUACGGGGGAUACACGAGAUGUACAAAUACCUUCCGUCUUUGUUGGACAAGAUGACUACCAAAAGUUGACACAACUCUCAGAAAUGGAGGAGGGUGUUUUAAUAAAGCUUACAAAAGACGAUAUUUUGCAACCAUUAUUAGAUGUCAUUAUCGUGGUCAUUCUUUCUCCGACUAUAAUGAUGAUAUUCAUCUACAUCGUUUGGCGUAUCCGCCGACGACAGAGACGAAGACAAGACAUUGCUCCUCCUCAAGUCGUUUGUAAUCUUCCUAUUAAAAUCUAUUAUACGUCUAGAAGACAGGAGAAUGAUCCUACCGAAUGUUGUAUCUGUCUGGAAGAUUACCAAGAUAAAGACGAACUCCGAAUCAUGCCUUGUAAACACGAAUUCCACGUUGCUUGUAUCGAUAGUUGGUUGACGAGACAAAAAGGAUUUUGUCCAAUCUGUAAACGUGAUGUCUGUACGGCAACGGAAGAAACGCCUCUGUUGCCCUGA
Molecule: messenger RNA, 873 nt
Organism: Paraglomus brasilianum
Lineage: Eukaryota; Fungi; Glomeromycota; Glomeromycetes; Paraglomerales; Paraglomeraceae
Source: the annotation of a GenBank genome assembly